AUGGAGGAUGCCAUAGUUCUGUAUCCUUCUCCGGCCAUUGGCCACCUUAUCUCCAUGGUAGAGCUGGGAAGGCUUGUACUCAAGCACCACCCUUCCUUCUCCAUCACCAUCCUCAUCACCAAUCCACCUUACAACACCGGCUCUACGGCCCCUUACAUCAGCCGCGUCUCCGCCACAACUCCAGCCAUCAAGUUCUACCACCUCCCAACCAUUUCUGUCUCUGUCCACCCUUCCUCUCCUCACCCUGAAACCCUUGCUUUCGAAUUUCUCCGACUCAACAACCCUCUCCUCCACCAAGCUCUUCUCACCAUCUCCCAAACAAGCAACGUCCGUGCCCUUAUCAUCGACUUCUUUUGCAUUACGGCUCUCACCGUUGCAGCUGAACUGAAAAUUCCGGUGUAUUGCUUCUUCACUUCCGGCGCCUGUUGCCUUGCUUCCUUCCUAUAUCUCCCCACCAUCCAUCGGAACACAACAAAGAGUCUUAAAGAUCUUGACACCCAUCUUGACAUCCCGGGCUUGCCACCAUUUCCCGGAACUGAUAUGCCGAAACCGAUGCUCGAUCGAACAGAUAAGGCCUACGAAUGCUUCUUGGAUGUAUGUGCCAACUUGCCAAAAUUAGCUGGAAUUAUCGUUAACACGUUUGAGUUGCUAGAGUCGAGAGCUCUCGAAGCAAUAAGAGAUGGUCUAUGUGUUCCAGAUGAACCUACUCCGCCUCUCUUCUGCAUAGGACCAUUGAUUGCGGCCGAUGAUCGAACAGGUGGUGGCGGCAUGCAUGAGUGUUUGGUGUGGCUCGACUCACAGCCGAGUCGUAGUGUUGUGUUUCUGUGUUUUGGCAGCUUAGGGUUGUUCUCGGCGGAGCAGUUGAAGGAGAUAGCUGUUGGGUUGGAGAGGAGUGGACAGAAGUUCUUGUGGGUGGUGCGAAGUCCACCAACAGAGGACCAAACCAAGCACUUCUUGCCACCAGCUGAGCCGGAUUUGGACUCAUUACUCCCAGAAGGUUUCUUGGAUCGAACAAAAGAGAGAGGACUUGUGAUCAAGUCAUGGGCUCCUCAAGUAGCCGUGUUGAAUCACGAUUCAGUGGGUGGGUUUGUGACUCACUGUGGCUGGAACUCGGUGUUGGAAGCAAUGUGUGCCGGCGUGCCUAUGAUUGCGUGGCCGCUCUAUGCAGAGCAGAGAUUUAAUAGAGUAAUUUUGGUGGAGGAAAUGAAGCUGGCGUUGGCAAUGGAAGAAUCGGAAGAUGGGUUUGUGAGUUCAGCUGAGGUGGAGAAGCGAGUCAGAGAGUUGAUGGAGUCGGAGGAAGGAGAUUCAGUGAGGAAGAAGACACAGGUUACAAAAGAAGCUAUGGAGACAGCAAUCACGGUGGACAGUGGUUCCUCUCGCCUUGCUCUGACCAAGUUGGCUGAGUCAUGGACUCGGGGCUGA
This is a messenger RNA of Ilex paraguariensis (yerba mate), 1422 nucleotides long. Lineage: Eukaryota; Viridiplantae; Streptophyta; Magnoliopsida; Aquifoliales; Aquifoliaceae. The record is from the annotation of a GenBank genome assembly.